AUGGAAACUGCCGUGGAUUACCUUCUGUCAGCACCCAAGGUUGUUAGAGAGCUGCAGCCGAUGCACUGGAUGUUCCUUGAUGCGCCUCCAGAUGGGACAGUCAUGCUCGCCUGGCAACCUCUAAAUCACCUAGGCACAAAUUUCGCGAGUGAUGGCUACGUGUGGGGAGAUGCAGAGCAGGUCUACACGACUGAGGCGCGGGGAUAUACUGUUGAAAUGUGGCUCCAUCGCUGCGGCUACCAUCCACCUCAUGAAAGCGUCGCUACCCAUGCUCGAAGACGAUUUCGACUGACCCCUUCGAAAACGCCAAACCCGAACUUUCCUCCACCUGACCCGUCUCUUUGGAUUAUUCACUACUCCAAGGCGCCCUCUAUUGAUCAGAUCCCGGUUACUCAUAUUGCUGUUCCUCCAGCAAUCCAUAACGUUCUCGCUCAACGCCGGUUCCUUCAGAGCCAAGGCCAGCUGGCACGAAAGGAAUUUAUGCUCCAUGACCGCAACAGUUGGCCCAGUAUCAACCUUCCACCUCAAGUAGGGCAACAGCCGUAUGCGCAACCCAAUCACUACGCCCAACAAUACAUGACGCGCCCACCUCAAGCUCCAUUCUUCCAACCCCCUCCAGCUGCACCCAUGCAGGUUGCGUCGGCUAAAGUUCCUCGGGGGCACAGGGCCAGUGGAUCCACUGCUAUUGCGGCCGGGGCGCUUCCAGACUUCUCUUUAGAAGACGAGGAGGUAUCAACAGGAGAUUUUCUUGAUAAUAUCACGCCACGAGAGAUUAGUCGUUUAAGAUAUCGCCAUAACCACGAAUGGAUGGAAGAAAUAUUUGAUUCGCCUUACCGGAUAAGUCAGAUUUUACCAGUGGGGCUGGGUCUUGGCCGAAAGGGUGAAUUAGAAUCUCUUACAAAGGGAUAUUUGGAAGCGCCGACUGGGCCUUCACCUCCUAGCGCAGAGGCCGAUGCUGCAAUUGGAAAAUUGGAACCCGAAAAACUAGAGGAGUUUACUAGUGCCGUUACCAAGAAGGUGGCUGAUGUGACCGCUGAAAUAGAGACACUCAAAAAACGGCAUGCGAAACGACUUGAAAAAAUCAAACACCUAUCCGCUUUGAAAGAAGGAGAAAUACAGCUACGCGACGCUUAUGUUGACCCAUCCAAUGCAGGCACAGAGUUUUGGCGGAUUGAAGACCGGUUAAGACCCAUUAUUGUCAAAGAAGAUGGAAUGCAGGUUGAAUAUCAUGAGGCCAAGCCAAAGACCAAAGUUUCUGAUAUUGCUACGGAAGUCCAAAAAGCUUGGGGUGAACCAAUCGUCCCUUUGAAGGAAGUUAUUUGUGUGGACAAAGGCGGAUUCCAGGAGCCGGCUCAAGAGCCCCCAAAAAUGACGCCUCAUGCUGCAGAUACGGCGAUGGAAAACACAGACAUGUCGAAGAUGACUACGUCGCCUGCAGCAGUACCUCAAUUCGUAGCGGGGACGCAAGGAGGGCCAGCGCCAGCAGGAUCAAUGCCAGGCGCCGGCAACGCACCACAGGGCGGCGUCCAACCCAGUGCUCAAACGGGCGGAGACAUUGACAUGGGCGGCGUGGAUGACGGUCAGGCGCGCCAAACAGCUGAUCAGCUAGGAGAAGAUUGGGUCAUCGUGAAUAACAAAGAUGCAAAGGCGUCAAAGGGUGUUAGCCCGAAAGUCAACCCAGCUCGAGCCGGCGGACAGUCAGCGCCCACAGGCACUCCCGGGAAAGGAAUAGAGGGCUCUACGCCUGGAAAUAACGCCAGCCUUGAGGCGCCCGAAGUCCUAGAAACGAGCAAUUUUGAAGACGCGGCGAGCUUUAGCCAUAUUGAUUCGGCUGGCGAAGCGCUGGCGGCCUAUGAUGAGAACAGCGGGCUGGAUUUGGGAGGGCUGGACAAUUCGGCGUUUGGCGACGCGUUCCAUGCGUCCGAGGGAGAGCAUCAGCAUCACGACACUGAAGACAUUUCGUAA
Molecule: messenger RNA, 1965 nt
Organism: Uncinocarpus reesii 1704
Lineage: Eukaryota; Fungi; Ascomycota; Eurotiomycetes; Onygenales; Onygenaceae
Exons: 2
Coding region: 1-1965 (654 amino acids)
Biological process (GO): chromatin remodeling
Source: RefSeq, a predicted model, not a curated record